Molecule: messenger RNA, 771 nt
Organism: Lottia gigantea (owl limpet)
Lineage: Eukaryota; Metazoa; Mollusca; Gastropoda; Lottiidae
Exons: 2
Coding region: 1-771 (256 amino acids)
Source: RefSeq, a predicted model, not a curated record
AUGUCUUAUAUCUCUGCAAUUAUGAGGGCAAAUUAUGAUGGACUCAGCAUGAUACUUUUAUCAAAGAUAGCUUGCCAGGCAAGUGAAUAUGAUUCCUCGUCUGAUCAUUUUGAAUCUGUUGAACCAGCCAUUAACAUACCCCUUUCUUACCAAAAUAAUAAUAUCAAUGAAAUCUUACCAGCAGCUCAAAAUAUAUCUAAUGAUGAAUCUUUUGAAAUAACUUUGGACGAAAUAUACGUAAUUCCCGACACUGAACUCAGUAUAGCAAAUGUUAUAAUAGAUCAUGAAAGUAAUAUCUCAACCAUAAUAGAUAGUGAUAAAAAUGCUAAAAUUCCCGAAACAGCAAAUGCUGAAUCUAGACCUUCUCGAAAACGGAAGAAAAACCAAGCAGAAUGGGCAAAAAAUGUACGAAAAAGGAGACGACAAUCAGGAAAAGAAUAUACGGACUCAAACGGAACCCUACAGCGAAAAAGAUCACUGAAAUAUGACACAAAUCAUACAUGUAGAUUCAAAUGUUGUGAACAUUUCUCAUAUGAUGGUUGUCUACAAAUCUACACGGAGUUUUGGACUCUUAACGACUCCCAGAAAAAGAUUUUCUAUAGCCAAACUACAAGUAAAGAACGUAAGGCAAGAACUAGAUUGCCUAAUACUGAAUUUACUAGUAGAAAGCAGUUUACAUAUAAAUAUCAUUUGAAAAAAAGUGAUGAAAAUAUACGUGUGUGCAAACAGUUUUACUUAAAUACUCUGGAUAUAAGCCAGACACGAAUCUAA